Messenger RNA from Porites lobata, 357 nucleotides. The record is from the annotation of a GenBank genome assembly. Lineage: Eukaryota; Metazoa; Cnidaria; Anthozoa; Scleractinia; Poritidae.
AUGGCAAACUCUACUGUUGAUAUGAUGCUUGGUGGGUUGGAGAGUGACAAAGAAUCCUCACCUCUCGAGACCUCUGUAAUCAUACCGAAUAGUGUCCUCAAUGCUCUACUGAUACCAAUAUGCAUCGCUGGCAAUGUUUUGGUAUUAGCCGGCAUAUGGAGAAAUCCUUCCCUACCCACUCCGUCAUUUUGCUCUGCAGUCUUGCUGUUUCUGAUCCUUUUGUUGGGUUUCUUGCUCUUCCACUUGACAUUGCCAUCGCCCUUACACCGCUUUCUCGGGUCAGUUCUUAGUCGCGUCUGUCACAAGCAAGAAUCUUCCUCAUUAUUCAACUCUGCUGUGUUUCCCUUGAAACAAUGA